AUGGUGACAGGUUCGUUGGGCGCAGAGCGUGCUGGAAGAUCGCCUUUUUCGCAUUUACUUUCCUCUCUGUCUCCCUUCAUUAAUUGCCAUUCUCUUUCUAAACGAUAUUUCUUUCUUUCUUUCUUUCUUUCUUUCUUUCUUUCUUUCUUUCUUUUAUCUCGAUUGCCUUUUUCGCAUAUCGCCUUUCUCUCAUUUACUUUUCCUCUCUUUCUUUCUUCAUUAAUUGCAAUUCUCUUUCUAAACGAUAUUUCUUUCUUUCUUUCUUUCUUUCAUUCUUUUCUUUCUUUCUUUCUUUCUUUCUUUCUUUCUUUCUUUCAUCUAGAUCGCCUUUCUCGCAUUUACUUUUCUUCUCUUCCUUCCUUCAUUCAUUGCCAUUCCUUUUCUAAACGAUAUCGCCUUUCUCUCAUUUACUUUUCCUCUUUUUCUUUCUUCAUUAAUUGCAAUUCUCUUUCUAAACGAUAUUUCUCUCUUUCUUUCUAUCGCCUUUCUCGCAUUUACUUUUCCUCUCUUCCUUCCUUCAUUAAUUGCCAUUCCUUUUCUAAACGAUAUUUCUUUCUUUCUGUCUUUCUUUCUUUCUUUCUUUCUUUCUUUCUUUCCUUCCUUCUUUCUUUCUUUCUUUCUUUCUUUCUAAUCUACAUUUUAUUCAUCUUUUUUUUCUUAAAUUGGUCGUUCUUUUGCUUCUUUAUUUCUCUUAGUUUAGUUCUUUCUUUUUAUUUCCAUUUUCCUUUCGUUAUCCUCAUUUUCUAUUCUUUCUUUCUUUUUUCUCUCUUUCUUUUUAUUCAUUUGUUCUCUCUCCUUCUCAUAUUCCUUUCCCUUUUCUCCCUUCUUUUCUUCCAUUUUCUUUCCAUUUAA
This is a messenger RNA of Acanthosepion pharaonis, 852 nucleotides long. The record is from the annotation of a GenBank genome assembly. NCBI's taxonomy places the organism in Eukaryota, Metazoa, Mollusca, Cephalopoda, Sepiida, Sepiidae.